UUUAAGCUCUAAUAUACAAAACCACCCCCUCACAGGUCAUAAGCUCCCAUCAUCCCAUGUCAUUGUCGGCAAUUGCAAUGAUCAAUUUAAGAACUCCUGGGAUCUCACGGGCAACAAACUCAGAUGCAAACAUACGUCUCUCUUCGUCAAAAAGACUCGAUGGAUCAUCGCAAACCAUACACGGAUUCAUCAAUUCACAGCGACCACAUCAUGUACAGAAAUAUCUAUUUCCGUUGGCAGUUAAGUUGAUAAAGAGCUCUGAACCCGCGUUUUCUCCCAACUGUUCCAUCUUUCAGACAUGCAACAUGCCCACCCCAAAGUUUAGAGUUCAAAUAGUUCGAGCAUCAGCUAUCCAGAUCGAAGAAAAGUCACAGGCACCGGAAGUUGGGGUUUCGGUGUUUAUAUUGAAGGAUAAUAAGAUACUCUUUGGGCGUCGCCGCUCUGUCUCUGUUGGUGACAACACAUAUUUGCUACCAGGCGGCCACCUUGAGUUCGGUGAAAGCUAUGAGGAAUGUGCGGCAAGAGAGGUGAAGGAGGAAACGGGACUAGACAUCAAGAAUAUUGAGUUGUUAACAACGGUGAAUAAUCUCUAUUAUGAUGCAACACAUAUCAAUGUUACUUAUAUGCGUGCACAAUUAUCAGACCCAAAUCAAACACCUCAAAACAUCGAGCCCGAUAAGUGUGAAGGUUGGGAAUGGUAUGACUUAAACAACCUACCCGAACCAAUGUUUGGACCUCUUAGAGAAAUGUUGCAAGGUGGCUUCAAUCCGUUCCCUGUUAGCUUUUGAUAAUAAAGCACGUUGAAGAAGCCCGUCUUAUGCGAUUUACUUGUGAAUUAUGUGUAAUGUUGUUGCGGCUCAUUAGAUAUGAGUUUUGUUGUGUUUGAUAGUUAUCUUUGAAGUUGUUUUCACUUAAUCACGCGAAACGUAAGAAAAAAUAAAUUGAGAUUUGAGCUCUUUCAACAUGUAUUUGUGUUGCAUAAAACAAUAAAUAUGUAAAAGUUGUAUGUUUUGCAA
Messenger RNA from Helianthus annuus (common sunflower), 1016 nucleotides. RefSeq names its product nudix hydrolase 1. Gene Ontology annotation, biological process: dGTP catabolic process. NCBI's taxonomy places the organism in Eukaryota, Viridiplantae, Streptophyta, Magnoliopsida, Asterales, Asteraceae. Gene Ontology annotation, cellular component: cytosol. Gene Ontology annotation, molecular function: 8-oxo-7,8-dihydrodeoxyguanosine triphosphate pyrophosphatase activity. The record is from RefSeq and is a predicted model, not a curated record. Bases 57 to 788 code for a protein of 243 amino acids. The transcript is spliced from 3 exons.